Molecule: messenger RNA, 337 nt
Organism: Neltuma alba
Lineage: Eukaryota; Viridiplantae; Streptophyta; Magnoliopsida; Fabales; Fabaceae
Product: cysteine-rich and transmembrane domain-containing protein B-like
Exons: 3
Coding region: 27-263 (78 amino acids)
Cellular component (GO): plasma membrane
Source: RefSeq, a predicted model, not a curated record
UCGCACUUCAAUAUUAUUUAGCAACCAUGAAUCAUCAUUACAAUCAGCAAGAUCCUCCGGGGUCAUAUCCUUCACCGAUGAUGGCAUAUCCGUUGCCGCCGACUGUGAGUGCUCCCCCGCCAAUGGGGUAUCCUUCCAAGGAUAAUGUUUCUUGGGAUCCAAAACAGAGUGUUCCGCAACAGACCACGAGUAGGGGUGAUGGUUUUUGGGAGGGAUGUUGUGCUGCUCUCUGCUGCUGUUGCGUCUUGGAUUGCUGUUUUUGAUUGCUUUGUUCUUAUUAGCUCCUUUUGGUUUCAUAUCUUUUCUCAUACAAUUUUUGUACUCCUCAAAAUAAUUA